AUGAACCUUGUCCUGGAUCUCCUCCUGCUUCUGUUCAUCGUCGUCUACUCCUACCUAGAGUCACUGGUGAAGUUUUUCCUUCCCCAAAAGAAAAAGUCUGUGGCAGGGGAGAUUGUUCUCAUUACGGGAGCUGGGCAUGGAAUAGGCAGGCUAACCACCUACGAGUUUGCAAAACGGAAAAGCAGACUGGUUCUGUGGGAUAUCAGUAAGCACAGCGUCGAGUGCAGGCAGCUCGGGGCCCGCGCGCACGCGUUCGCCGUGGACUGCGGGGACAGGGACGAGGUUUACAACUGCGUGGAGCAGGUAAAAAAAGAAGUGGGUGAUGUAACCAUCGUGGUGAAUAAUGCUGGAGCAGUAUAUCCAGCUGACCUCCUUAGUACCAAGGAUGAAGAGAUUACCAAAACGUUUGGAGUCAACAUCCUCACACAUUUUUGGAGCACAAAAGCACUUCUUCCAUCGAUGAUGAGGAGAAAUCAUGGCCACAUUGUCACAGUAGCUUCAGUGUGUGGCCACGGAGUGAUUCCAUAUCUCAUCCCAUACUGUUCCAGCAAAUUUGCUGCUGUUGGCUUCCACCGACGUCUGACGGCAGAAUUGGAAGCCUUGGGGAAAACUGGCAUCAAAACCUCAUGUCUCUGCCCAGUGUUUGUGAAUACUGGGUUCACCAAAAACCCAAGCACAAGAUUAUGGCCUGUUUUAGAGACAAAUGAAGUUGCAAGAAGUCUGAUAGAUGGAAUACUUGCCAACAAGAAAAUGAUUUUUGUUCCAUCAUAUAUCGGUUUUUCUCUGCUACUGGAGAAGUUUCUUCCUGAACGUGCCUUGGCUGCUAUAAGUCGUGUACAGAAUGUUCAAUUUGAAGCACUGGUUAGUCACAAAACCAAGAAGAAAUGA
This is a messenger RNA of Castor canadensis (American beaver), 888 nucleotides long. RefSeq names its product hydroxysteroid 17-beta dehydrogenase 13 (gene Hsd17b13). The record is from RefSeq and is a predicted model, not a curated record. Gene Ontology annotation, cellular component: lipid droplet. NCBI's taxonomy places the organism in Eukaryota, Metazoa, Chordata, Mammalia, Rodentia, Castoridae. Gene Ontology annotation, molecular function: steroid dehydrogenase activity; oxidoreductase activity, acting on the CH-OH group of donors, NAD or NADP as acceptor.